Panonychus citri (citrus red mite) is the source of this 2933-nucleotide messenger RNA. RefSeq names its product dehydrodolichyl diphosphate synthase complex subunit NUS1-like (gene Tango14). Lineage: Eukaryota; Metazoa; Arthropoda; Arachnida; Trombidiformes; Tetranychidae. Bases 134 to 919 code for a protein of 261 amino acids. Gene Ontology annotation, cellular component: endoplasmic reticulum membrane; dehydrodolichyl diphosphate synthase complex. Gene Ontology annotation, molecular function: ditrans,polycis-polyprenyl diphosphate synthase [(2E,6E)-farnesyl diphosphate specific] activity. The record is from RefSeq and is a predicted model, not a curated record. The transcript is spliced from 4 exons.
AAAAUGUUAAGGUGAUGUAGUUUUGUUUUGGUUUCUCUUUGAUUGGAAAAUUUUUCUACUUCUUUUUGUUUGAUUAAUUAAUUGUUAUUCUUUAUUAUUUUUUUUCUUUUGGACUAUCAAUUAAUCAUAAUCAAUGUUUAUUAACGUAAUUGUUGAUUUAUUUUUUACUCUUCUAUAUAAGUUAGUUCACAUUACCUAUGCUAUAAUUGUUUUCCUUAAACGAUGGUUACUCUCUUGGCAACGUAAAGUUAACCUUACCGGUGAUUUAGAUUCACUUAAAUUUAAUUUAAUUAAAUUACCUCAUCACAUUGUUUUUGUGGUCAAUUUUAAUGAUAAUUUGUUAACCAUUAAUGAUGUAGCAUCACUUGUUACCUGGUCUAUAAAAUUAGGGAUAAAUAAUAUAAGUUUAUAUGAUAGUGAAGGUUUUCUAAUUUCAUAUUUAUCAGAUCUUGAGAAUCAUAUUAGUCAACAGUUAAAUUCAAAUUAUCCAUUGAAAUUCCGAGGUGAUCAACAGAAUGGCUCAACUCGGCACAAUAUCAUCUUCCACUGUGAUUAUAGCUCUUCCAAAGUGAGAGUAUUAUCACUUCUUGAUUCAAAAGCGAUAAUGGCAAUGGUUCUUAAAGAAAUGAUCAAACACGAUUCGGAUAGAAGAAAAUUAGAAGAUACAAAUGGUGAUGAUAAUUGUGACACUCAAAUUAGUCCAGAAAAAGUGGAUCAACUUUUAUUCUCAAAAUUACAUUUACCUGAUCCCGAUUUAGCGAUUCUCUGUGGGCCAACUCCUUGUCUCUUUGGUCUUUUACCUUGGCACAUUAGGCUGACAGAGUUUAUUCAUUUACCUAUUUUUGGAAAACUAAUCCAACAAGAUUUUAUCAGUGUCAUCAGCCGAUAUACUAAAUGUGAACAAAGAUUUGGAAAAUAAAUCAACACAGCAACUCAACCAAACAAUUUAAUUCGUUCAAAGAAAAGCUCAGAAUAUUUUCCAAGUUGUCGAUCUCUUAUUUUGAUCAUUUUUUUUUCUGGAUUUUCCUUCCUCUCAUUUCGUGUUUAAUGAGCUCAACAGCAUCAAUUCAACUUAAUAAUAAUCAUGAUGGUGAUUAAGGAUCGUUCAACUCUUCCUUUCUACUACUAAACAUACAUAUAAAUUUAUUUAAAUUUAAACUACUCGGACCAAGUUACAGUUCGGAGAAAAUGUUUCAUCAACUUCACCAGUUUUAGUUACAUUUUCAAUUGGUUUUUCUUUUUGCAAAAAGAGUGUGCAAUUUUCUCAUCUCAAAGAAUUACAGUGCUAAACCAGUGACAGUUAUAUUGUUAAACAAUUUAAAAAAAAGGAGAUGAAAAAAAAAAUAAUAUGAUUAUUGAUAAAAAUAUUAUCCAAUUCAAUCAAUCAAAAAUAAAUUGACAAAAUCUGAUUUUUAAGAUACACAAGAAAAUAACAACUUGGCAAAUAUCUUGGUGCCUCUUCAAAUUUCGUGAUUCCAACCAUAACAGGAUUACUUUUCCAUGAAUACAAGUAACUUAAAAGUUGUCGAAAUUGAUGAAAAUUAUUUUAAUCCAUUUAAUUAAUCCAAUGGAAAAUUGGAACAAUUAAAAAAACCAAAUUUCCAAAGAACUAACAGUAACUCCAUCUAACGGUAGAAAAAGAAACGAAUUAAUGUAAUUGGAAUUAAUUUUUACCGCUUAGAAUUAAUUUCCAAUCUUAUUGUUUGUAAUUGUUUUGUUCUUCUUGAUUUCUGUUAAUUUGGUUCGAAAUUAAGUUAAUUAAGUGUUUACUCUUGUUAGAAAAUUUAGUUCGCGAAUGAAUUUAUCAAUACAAGUUGGUGUUUGGUUAAAUUCUUGAAAUUUAUCAUCGUUCUUGGUCAAGCUCUUCAUAGAGAGAGAGAGAGAGAGAAAUGAUUUAAAGUGAAGUCAUUUUGAAAUAUUGGUAACGUAUUACAAAUAGAUGAUUUCUAUCUAAAUUUACCUGGUGAAUAAUUAAAGGCUUGCUUUAAGAAGAUGUAAGUAAUAAAAGAAAGAAAAAAAUGAGUAAUGGUUAAUCUGUUAAUGUGUAAAUCAACAUGAGAAUAAGAGUAAGCUGAUAAUUGCUGUCAGCUCAUCUAUUAUGAAAGAGUAACUUAUCAUGAUAAUAUGGACCAUAUAUAAGGAGAUUUCUUCUGGAAUUGUCUCAGUGAUGUGUCAAAGGAGCAGUUCUUCACCGAAUAGUGUUAAUCUAUUGUGAAUAUACCAUAUGAAAUAUAUGUGAAAACAGGAGAGGAAAAAAAAAUAAUUCCAGACGAUGGUAACUCAUUUUUUCUCACCUUACCAAUGAUUUUCUUAUAGUGCUGAAUAAUGUAUUCAAUGAUAUCAUCUCCCACCCAAAGUAUUAUGGAGAGAGGAAAAAAGAACAGCCAAAAAAUACCUCACCAAGCAAAGGAAUAAGAUAAAAGAAGAUCAUCUCAAACUACUAAAGGAGAUACAGUGAACAUCAUCAUCACCCAAGAGCCGAGAAUAUGUAAUGCAAUGGAAACUUUUCUCAUUCUCUACCACUACCAUAUAUUCACAUUUGACUUUCAAAUUAUUCGAAAAGAAGGAGAAACAAGAUAUCCUCGAUACUUAAGAAGAAAAAAGGUCGAUUCAUUGGAAGAGAUGAACGAGUUAAACAUCAAGAAAAAAGGGAGACAAGGAGAUAGAGAGCAAAGAGGCUGAAACAGGAAGAACUGGAUGAAUAUUGUUAAAAAAAUUUGAAUAAAGAAAGUUAAGUGGCAAAAGAAAGAAGGAAAAGAAAGAGCCGAUAAAAAGAUCAAGCAUUAUGAUGAAAAGAGAGAGAGAGAGAGAUUCAUUGUUACUCUCAUGUAUUAUGAUCCAGCAGCAAAGAGGCAGCAGAAAAGAGUCAAAGAUCAGUCAUGAGUAUCAGAAUUUUCAUCAUGAUCAUCACAUCUUCAGGAGAGAGAGAGAGA